Molecule: messenger RNA, 468 nt
Organism: Rotaria socialis
Lineage: Eukaryota; Metazoa; Rotifera; Eurotatoria; Philodinida; Philodinidae
Source: the annotation of a GenBank genome assembly
AUGACCAUGAUAUCCGUGAUCAUAUGGGCACUUGUAGGUGGUGAAGCCAAUGGUUAUAACGGACAAAGCUUUUAUAUCAUCAUAAAAUGCAUUGAUAACUGGCCUGCUGAAUAUCGAACAGAAGCCGGACAAGAACGUGCACAUGAUUAUCUUUUGAAGAGCGUUAUGGGCCGUGAUUAUGAUCAAACUCGAAUUGCAUGUGGUGGAUUCUUCUAUAUUCAUGGAGAACUCAAAUGCAAUAGUACUUGGCUGAAUACAAGAAAUCAACAAGGUGCAAGAAGUGACGGAAGAAAAACGUUGAGCGACGAUGAAAGAGCAUUAGUUACUUAUUGUUUUGAUCAAUACAAACGAUCUGGCAAACAUCAGAUCUUCGAAAUGUCUUCAGCUUUAGAUCAAGCCUUUUCAACUGUAACUCAGCCAAGCGAUGCUAUCGUCGGUGUGUUGGUCUUUGAACAAAAAUAUGUUUAA